GAUUUUGAGUGUUAUCUAUUGACAAUUGACAUAAUCGUUUUUGUUUUGCAUUUCGCAGCUGUAAUAAGAUAAAAUGUAAACAAACUAAUACCUCAGAUAAAUAUAUUAGCUGAUUAUUACCAGCAACCAUGGAUGUAGAAGCUAAAAUAAAAGAAGACAUGAAAGCCCUUGGCUGCACUAGUGAACAAAACAUCACUCUAGCACUUUAUUUAUACGUAACAUUAGUGGAUGAUCGACUUAUGUAUGAUACUGAAUAUUGUUAUAAUACAGACAUAGAUACGCUUUACAUCGUUGCGAGGCCAAAUAAAUUGCAUAAAAUGAAUAUAUAUGUACCAAUUUCAUCAAGUUUUGAUCUAUCAUUUGAUUACAUAGGUAAACUACAAGAAAAUUUAUGUACCGUGGAGACAGGUCCUUCUAUAAACCUUGCUAUCUUUGAAGAGGACUUUACCAUGAAUAUUUAUACAUUUACAAAAAAUUUGGAACCUCGUCAAAGCGACGAAAAAGCAACACAGUUGAAAUUGAAAGAAGAGCGACGUUCUUUUAUUAAUGGUGAAUUAAAGAAACACAAAGAAAGAAUUUUAAAUGAUGCUCUUAAUGGUGGCUUUGUUGAUGAUGAUGAUUGUGAAAUUGUAGGCUGAAUUCUAACAUUUCAAUCUCAACAUUUGAAAAUAUUAAUGGUAAUUUUAGUUUUCAUUCUGCAAUAAUAUUUCUACACUUGAAAUCAAUAAUUUUUUGAAUGGCUUGAAUCGUCUUAAUAAGUCUGACUUUUCAUUUAAGUUUUCAUUGUAGUAGUUGUUUAUGCCCAAGUAUUGUAUGACCUAUUCUGUAGGUUCUACAUUUAUUUUCAAUGAAAAAGCUUACCACCUAAACAGAAACUAAAAACUAUUUGUUUUCCAAAUUGCAUAGUGAGGAAGUAUUGUCUUCCAAAUUAUUUCUUUAGAUAUAUUUGGGUUAUCUGGUUUAGAUAUAUACUGUACUUAUCUAUUUAUUAGAUCUUAGGUUAAGUGAAAGUUUUUUUAUUAAUUUUUUACUUUAAAAACUGUAAGGGACUACCACCUUAGCAUGAAAUAAAAGUAUUAAUUUAUUAA
Messenger RNA from Pieris rapae (cabbage white), 1088 nucleotides. RefSeq lists its product as uncharacterized. The transcript has a single exon. The record is from RefSeq and is a predicted model, not a curated record. Lineage: Eukaryota; Metazoa; Arthropoda; Insecta; Lepidoptera; Pieridae. Gene Ontology annotation, molecular function: nucleic acid binding. Gene Ontology annotation, biological process: tRNA splicing, via endonucleolytic cleavage and ligation. Bases 129 to 638 code for a protein of 169 amino acids.